Messenger RNA from Symbiodinium sp. CCMP2456, 3597 nucleotides. NCBI's taxonomy places the organism in Eukaryota, Dinophyceae, Suessiales, Symbiodiniaceae. The record is from the annotation of a GenBank genome assembly.
AUGGAGUCGCAACGACAGGUGCGUCCUCGAGUCGGCGAUUCGCAUGCUGCCACAAGUUCGCAGUCUUAUACUUCCCCUUUAGUAAGCAUCAUGGAGGAGGGCGUUGCCAGCAGGUUGGUGGUAAGAGAUCUGGAUGGCCGUGUGUAUACUGGCUUCCUUCAGUGGAAGAACGUGAUGGAAUCCAAGUGUAGGUUCGAGUCCAUGAGUAGCAAUCGAGCCAUAAAUGACGACGUCGUCGACGAGAGGGUACGUCACAACCUCAAGGAGCUGUCAAGGCACGGACGCUUUUGUGAGUUUGGACAGAUCAACUUGCUCAUACUCCUGAAUAGCACCACUCACAACUUCUAUGUCAUGGAUGGCCAGCAUCGAGUUCGUGUUAUGGAGAAACUGUACAAGGAGACGGGAAAGGACAUCAGGUUUCAAUUCCGUGCCAAAGCUGUUUCAGAUGAUGCAGAGGCGCAUCAAGAGUUGUUGCACUUCCAGAACAGCUACCCCUCGGAUCCGAGAUCUUUCUUUUCUACCAAGCAUGCGCGGCAGGUUUCGACAUCGGUGCUGAUGCGGCUUCGGACCGAAUUCUCAAGCAAUGAGCUUUGGGUUCAGGUGCAGACGUCGCGGGCCGGCAAGCGCUGCGGAGAUCCGAACAGACCAAAGUUGAACGAUUUUCUUGUGUUUUGGUUGCUCCAAGAUAGUGGUCUCCUUCGUGACGACUGCACUGAUGCCCAAGUCUUCCAACAUGUUGUCAAGAUGAACCGCUUGAUGAAACACUUGUCGCAAACCGACUCAAGCAAGUUGGGCAAGGGAGUGACGCAGAACAUGAUUCGCUCAGCUUCCAGAUGGGGCUGCUUCCUUGGCUUCUUUCGGGAGGAUGCCCUUCACUGGCAUGACUUGGACGGGCAGUUGGGAAACCUGCCAGCCGUUGAUUUUUUGGUCGGCCGCAUGGCCGAAAUCGGAGAUAAAGCUCAGAACCAGCGGCCAGACAGUGUGCGAGUUCGACGUGCAAGGGGAGACCAGGCUCCUGCACAGGUCGACUUGGACAGCAGGUGCAAGUGGUACACAGGGACCCUCCAUUUGAUGGUCAGAAAGAUGUACGAAGAUCAGAAGGAAGAGCCAGAAAAAGUGGAGGCUAUCGGCAAGGCAGUCGACAAAAGCCUGAAGGAGUUCCAAAAACUGGUUGAGGAUCUAGAAAAAAGGCUGAAGAGCACAAAGGGUCUUGAGGAUGAGGUGGUUCAAGCGGUCGGUCACAACGACUGGCUUGCAGAAGACUUGACCGUGCUUGCCCGGUGGCCAAGAUCGGCCGGCCAAGAGUCCGCUCAAUUUCAGCCUCCUGUCCACAGCAUUGGACCUUUCAUCCAGGUGCAGAAGGAGGUUCGCCAGACAACUGACCAAGAGGAGAAGCAGGCACUGCUGCACGGGAAAGCCUUGAGCGGCAAUAUGACAGCCACGGCCAGGUACGCGACGAACAAAGCGGGGCUCUCGGUCGGUAGAAGGUUUAGUUCGACCUGUUCAGAAGACCUCCUCUCCGUCUUGUCAGGUUUGCAGUGGGGUGAAGAGGACAGUUUCUCUAAUUUAGAGUGGGAGAGUGCUGCAGUGCAGCUGUCGUCCGCUCGCAUGGUUGUCUGUGUUGUGCUGGACGACGACAAGGGGGUGGUCCUGGUGGUCCUAAAGCACAUGGCUAGAGAUGCCAGAGGACGCAGCUCGGAGGAUGAGGCUCCUGCAAGGUGGAACUCCGGAGCGCUUUGGUUCCUUGCUGUGGUUGCCGGGCUUGCUCUUCUACUUUGUAUAGUGUGGGGUCCUCAGCAUGCAGCUGCUGGUGGCUACGUCUUGACGCAUUCCUACGUGGGCGAGGAUUUCUUUUCGAAGUGGUCCUUCUACGUCGCUGGCGACCCCACGCACGGAACAGUUAAGUUUCUAUCCUUCCAGGACGCCAGUGAGCAAGGCCUCAUCCAUGCCUCUUUCGACCGCGUCUUCCUGGGCACCGAUGCAUCGGAGGUGCUUCGGCCCGGGGAAGGUCGAAAAACCGUGAGAAUCGAGUCCAACGAGUGGUUCAGGAACGGUCUCUUCGUCUUGGACCUGGAUCAUGCACCUUGGGGCUGCGGUUCUUGGCCAGCCUUCUGGAUGUUCGGGGAGGACGCGCAGCAUGCCUGGCCGAGGUGGGGGGAGUACGACAUCGUCGAGUCCGUUCACAACCGCACGUGGGCUGCAACCACACUGCACACUCGAAAGGAUUGUGCGCAGACGGAUGUGAGCCGAACCCGUGACUUCAGUGGUCAGGGGUGGGUGCCUGGCAGUUACGGCACCAACAAGGCCAAGAACUGCUUCGUCCAGGCCCCCGGCGAGUUCGCGAAUCAGGGCUGUGGCCAGGAGCAGCCUUAUGGCUCCUGGGGAAGGCCUUUGAACCAGGCUGGCGGCGGAACAUGGGCAGCGGAGUGGGAUCCGGAGAACGAGUACAUCCGCACUUGGUUUUUUCCGCGGGGGAAGGCGCCCGCAGAUCUAACCGAAAAGCGGCCACUGCCGGACAGCUGGGGGAUGCCCACAUCCUUCUUCUCAUUGAAGCAAGACGAUUGCAGUGCCCGUCACUUUAGACGGAUGCGGAUGGUCUUCGACAUCACUUUCUGUGGCGAAUUUGGUUCGGCGACCUUUGGUGCGAGCUGUGCAAGCACUGGACAGUCAUGCGAAGAGUACGUGCAGAAGAACCCUGCAGCCUUUUCGGAAGCCUUCUGGUCCGUUCGAACCCUGGACGUCUACAAGAGGGGGUCUGAGGCCGAAGGAGUAACAGCAGCCGAGACGGGUCUGAAUUAUGGGACCCCUCCGAAUGGUCCGAACGGUGCACUCAGAUCUGUUGGCAUCCUUUGCUUGGUGCUGGGCGUUGGUGGCUGUGGUGCCACUGCCUACUUUAUGUACAAGAAGGGUGCCGCAGAAAAUGCGUCUUUUGUGGACAUACAGAAGGAAGGCCUUUCAACAUUCUCGGCGAACUUGCAGACGACGGAUGUGAGCCAGUGCACACAUGUGAAUCUGCGCGAGCUGGAGCAGGCGGAGUUUGUUACACAAAUCCGUGAAAACUUGCCUACGGUCCCGCAGGUGAGCAACUGGUUUCAAGGAACUUCUCGACCUGUGGCCAGCCAUCCGCAGCGAAAUCCAGGAGCUGCGGCUGCGCAGCCUCAAGAAGGUGCUGCUAGCUGGGCUGGCUUCUCAUCUCAACCGACGAGAGGCGCGGCCGGCUCUCGAGCAGGCUCACAGCCCGCGCCGGCCGCGGCUGGGACCAUUGCGACUUGGACGUCAAUUACAUCGUGGCUGCCAGAUAUGCAGAGCACAAGACAGCCAAGCCUAGGACGGACGAGCUCGUCUUCGAGUGGGCAACAGGUCUGUGUUUGGCCCGCUGCGACGCAGCCCUAUGUGCGUGGUGCUGCUUCGCCACAACAAGGAGGACGCAAUCCGGCAGCUGAAACACAGGCUGCUGCUACCAGUGCAGGCGGCUGGUCUAAUUGGCAAUUCGGUGCAGCUCAGUCGUACUCACAAGGCUCGCCAUCUCAUGGUGCCUGGCGUCUGCCUCCCACUAUCAAUGCACUUGGUCCAGGAGGAAGUCAGCGUCGCACGUGA